Pseudo-nitzschia multistriata is the source of this 1190-nucleotide messenger RNA. The record is from the annotation of a GenBank genome assembly. NCBI's taxonomy places the organism in Eukaryota, Bacillariophyta, Bacillariophyceae, Bacillariales, Bacillariaceae.
CGCUUAGCUUUUUCCGAUGAAGAUUGCCCAUAGCCCAUACAAAACGUACGAUACGGUACGUUUCGUACAGUACGUUCCGAUGUUUCCCAUGAUUCGACAGUAUUUCGUACUACAGUAUCCGGUUUCUGCACAAACCAGAUUGGGAGAGAAGAUACUGUAUGCCAGGAUCGAGCAGCAUGCUUGUGACGAUACAGAGGCCGACGAGAGUCUUUUUCCCAGCUAGAUUCGUUUCCCUCGCGCUUUCAUCGGUCCUUGUUGUUCUGGCUCUGUUUGUGUCUCAAGAGUCAACGGCGCUUUCCACUGCAACGAACAACAGCAUGUUCCGGAACAACCCGGAAACCAUCCGCAGGGUCCUGCUCAACGCCAAGACCAUCGCCGUGGUGGGGGCGUCCCCAAAACCAGAGCGCCCCUCCAACUUUGUCAUGAAGUUCCUCCUGGACCACGGAUACGAGGUGGUCCCGGUAAACCCCGGGCUCGCGGGCAAGCAGAUCCACGGGCAAACCGUUUACGCCAGCCUGUCGGAGAUCCCCGUUUCCGGGAACAAGGGCAUCGACAUCGUCGACGUCUUUCGGAACAGCGCGGCGGUCCCCCCGAUCGUCGACGAGGCCAUCUCCGUUGGCGCGGGGUGCGUGUGGAUGCAGUCGGGGAUCGUGAACGAGGAGGCCGCUGCAACCGCGACAGAAGCCGGCCUCGAUGUCGUCAUGGACGCCUGUCCAAAGAUCGAGCUGCCGAGGUUGCUUCCGACCGGGAGCGAGCUGUGAAAAGCAGUAGGGCCGUGGCGCAUGUCGCUAAAUUGCAAAACUAGUAGUACGAUAGUAACCCGUCUAAUAUUCACCAAUCUGCAUUUGCAUAACGACCAUACCCAGUGUCACUUAACGUGAACCUGGGAAAAAACAAAGAGAGUUUCUUUUUUUCAUUUGUUCGCUUCUUUUGCUCGUUAUACUUCUAUGCGAUACUACGAACUGCUACCCUUCAGUUUCUCCAGCGGGACCCUGCAUGCCAAAACAUCUCUCUURAUUUUCCACCCAGUCAUCGUCUGGAGGGAUACGACGGUCGCCGAAUACUUUUCUUUGUCAAGGAUAACCUCGUGGCCAAAGUGGUCACCUGUUUUGAGCGUCGAGCUCUUCGGUUCUCCCUUUGUCACCUUUACGCGUUCUGUGUGUUCGAAACAAUAGAUAAAAAUCAAGGAA